Molecule: messenger RNA, 2089 nt
Organism: Paramormyrops kingsleyae
Lineage: Eukaryota; Metazoa; Chordata; Actinopteri; Osteoglossiformes; Mormyridae
Gene: mkrn4
Product: makorin, ring finger protein, 4
Biological process (GO): protein polyubiquitination
Molecular function (GO): ubiquitin protein ligase activity; metal ion binding
Source: RefSeq, a predicted model, not a curated record
UGGUUGGGAGUCGCGCUGUGACGUAGCGGCGGUGUCAUUCGAUCCCAUGCAAAGCUCUGUAGCUCGAAGACCGAAAUGGAGCGAAGUGGCGUUAUGUAUAGGAAUGCCGGCCUUUAUGCCUUGAAUGCAUAUAGGGCGCCUUGCAGGCAGUUCCUCAGUGGCUCUUGCAGAUUUGGCCCCAGUUGUCACUUCUCACAUGAGCUGCCAUCAAUGCCAAUCUGCAGAUACUUCCAGAAAGGAGUCUGCUGGUUUGGAGACCGCUGCAGGUACCAGCAUGUCCCCCACCCUGGCAGCAUGAUGUCAGAGAGCAGACGGGCCUCUGCUCCAGUUGUCCAACCCCCGACGUGGGGCUUUCACCUGUUGCCAGGGCGCCGUGGCUCUGAGCCCUCCCUGUCGCCCAUCCCGGGAUCCCAGACGUGGGGCCGGCGGCGCUCCGACCCCCUAGUGUCUGGCAUGGUUUUACAGCAGUCUAGCUUUGAGCACCUGCCGACAGACAUCGUUGAAGAGGAAGAGCAUGGGGUCGGUGAGCCUGUUCCCAGGCCUCUGCAGGUGUCAGGGUCGGACUCCGCACACUCCAGCUGCAGUGUGCCCUUUACAGUCUCCCAGUUUGGCUCUGGUCCUGUAUGCAGCGGUUCCCUGGCCACCAGCCCCCUUAUAAUUGAAGCGGACUCCGUUCCCGGCGCAGCAGAGGAGACAAACCAGGGACCCAGUGCUGGGACAGAAACCAUGAAGACUUCCAACCAGCAAGAGAUGGCGGAUGGUGCAGCAGCAACCUUAACUGGGCCUCUGCCUGAGUAUGAGCAGAGCAAGGACGUGGCCUGUGGCAUCUGCAUGGACAAGGUGUACGAGAAGGUUUGCCCCCAGGACAGGCGCUUCGGCAUCUUGCCCAACUGCAGCCAUGCCUUCUGCCUGGGGUGCAUUGUCACCUGGAGGAAGACGAGGGAUUUCCAGGAAGAAGUCAUCAAAGCCUGUCCCCAGUGCAGGGUGAAGUCCCCGUAUUACAUACCCAGCAAGUACUGGGUGAGUGAUGGGGAGCCCAAGCAGACGCUGAUCGCUGCCUUUAAGGAGAAGAGCAGUAAAAUCAGGUGUACCUUUUUCAUGCGACAUGGAUGCUGCCCCUUUAAAUCUGAAUGCAUCUACCGCCAUGACUUACCCAGUGGCUACCAGCCUCGCAGAUGCCGUUCUCCUACGGCUAACCCUCUGCACAUAGGCCUACAGCAGGACCUUGGAGGAGCUUGAUGGUGAGAGCCUACAGCUACUGCACUGCUUCAUCGCUCUGACCCUGUUGGACAGCGACGACUUUCUGGAUGAGGAUGAUGAAAGCUACUUGGACGAUGACUACGAGUCCCUCUGAGCUGUUUCCACCACCUGCUGACCAAGGUUUCCUGUUAAGGGACAAAUCAACCCUGGUAGCUUAGGUGGUUUGGGGGGGGGGACUUCGGUCUGUGCACAAGGUACAGCUAACUUCUUGGGUCAGAUUAUCACCCUCACUGACUUCUGUUCCCCAAAGUUUCCACUUAUUUGUCCGUUUUUGAAUUUGUAACGAUAGCCUGUGGCCAUUUUGUUGAAAUGGCUCAUUUGUUGUACAAAAUGAUUAUCUGAAGAAAAUUCAGAAUGGGGGGGGGGGGGUUAACAGCCAAAUUGUUUUUCUAAUUCAAUGGCAGUAUUGCAGAAAAUGACUGAAUGGUCUGAAUAUGACUUGUUAAAGGUGCUUUUUAAGAUUGUAUAGUGCAAUUAAGUUAAUCGAUCUUGCUAGAUGCAGAGAAGAGGGAAAUCUCUGAAUAUUGUAUUGCUUGUUAUAAUUAAUCCAUUCCAUUAUUGGAAAUAGUGAGUGUAUACUACCUUAAUGUAUGAAACAAGAUUUUAGAUUGCAUUGUUAAUUUUUAUACAUGAACUGAAAUGGAAUGUUAAGUGUCCCCAUCCCACCCAUGCUACUUUUAAAGUCUCCUAAUGUGGGGGGGGAUAACUUUCUAUUAGUGAAAGCCCAGGUGCUUGGUGUCCGACUGUACCAAUGGAGUUCACUUUGAAGGGUUUUUUUAUUAUAUGUUCACAUUGGAAAAAAGAAUAAAACAUUUGUUUCACAAACGUG